This is a messenger RNA of Aspergillus campestris IBT 28561, 1390 nucleotides long. RefSeq lists its product as uncharacterized. The record is from RefSeq and is a predicted model, not a curated record. NCBI's taxonomy places the organism in Eukaryota, Fungi, Ascomycota, Eurotiomycetes, Eurotiales, Aspergillaceae. Bases 239 to 1114 code for a protein of 291 amino acids. The transcript has a single exon.
CUGCGAACCAUGCGAAAGGCUUGAGCGCCUGUGCUCUUCGCAGACCUUCAUGAGGAUGGAGGCCUGUUUCUGCUCCUAGAGAGUGAUCAUUUCCCUCCAUUUCUCGAUCUUGAAGUCUUGGGAAGGGAGAAAACAGCGAAUACCAGCUCGUCGCCGUGAUUACGCUCGUUCCCCACUAUACUAGCGACUGAUCGAUGACAUGCAUGAGAUGACCCCAACGACGAGCUCGCCGUCAACGAUGGUCUUCACCUCGUCCAGGUGCAAACGAGCAUCAUCGGAGCAAUCAGACUGCCCCAGUCCGGCAGGAUCUUCCCCAUCUACGCCUCUCUCCGCCACCGCCAGUCUCCCCGAAACGGAACGGCUGCGAGAGGAGGGAGACCUGGGCAAUCAUAGUCCGCGGGCCGCCGUCGCUAGUCGCCUGGGGGAUCUGGCCAUCCGCGGGGAUCGUCUGUUUUCAACAACACCGCACAUCCCCCACAAUCCUCUCGCCCAGGAACACCUCGCGGCCGCGGUACGGUCGGCGCAAGCAGGCAUAUUCUGGCCUGGCUCCCGUGAUAUGCCCGAACCGGGUGUUCCCAUCGACAAUGGCACCAGUCCCGGUGGGCCGACGACCGAAGAUCAAUCACAGUCGCAAGCGCAGCCACAAAUACGGGAAUCAUUGCUGCUGCCACCACCACCACCACCCCCUCCUCCUCCUUCGCCCCCGCGACAGAACAGCCCCUCAGUAACAUCAUCCCCGAAGAAAAAGCCCACCUCCAGUCCCCGCAAGAAACGCAACCCUCCAAGCACCUCACAGCGCAAUCGGAGAUCGCCCCCACCGCCCGCCAGCAGCGCAGCGGAAGAUCCACUGACAUGGCACGACUCAGAAAUCACAGGCCAUGACCCGACGGACCCCACCGACGACGGGUACGGGAUCAACGGGAUCGGAUUCAGGCCCACGGCAGCGACGGCAUGGAUGCGGUCGCAGAAGCGACAAAAGCAGAUGACGGAAUGGAAGAACCGCGAGGCACGAGAAGCGCGCGAGAGGCGAAAGGACAGACGGAACGCCGGUGGGCUGGACUUGCACUCGAUCCGAAAUGGCUCUAUCCAGAAGAAAGUCAAAUUUGACGUGUGACACAUAUUUCUUCUCUCGCUUUGGUUAUGGGUGUAUUUUGGACAUGGAGUUUUACAGGGUAGGCACUUGGAUUGGGACGGCGUUGGAUUGUUAACAGGGUUGAUUGGGGGUAGGACAAUACAUGCGAUGAUCAUGACGCUUUUUCACGACCUUGAUCUCACUCGAAACAACAGGCCUGGAUUCAAGAGGCUAGGAAUCAAUGCUCAUUCAUAUACUUGACACCCACCAUGCAACCCUACUCGUACACAUACACAUAUUAUAUACAACAUCAAAAAG